This is a messenger RNA of Neoarius graeffei (lesser salmon catfish), 1344 nucleotides long. RefSeq names its product GTP binding protein 8 (putative) (gene gtpbp8). The record is from RefSeq and is a predicted model, not a curated record. Gene Ontology annotation, molecular function: GTP binding. Lineage: Eukaryota; Metazoa; Chordata; Actinopteri; Siluriformes; Ariidae. Gene Ontology annotation, cellular component: mitochondrion.
UUCAACAUGACAUGUUUAAGAAUUUUGUACAGGCGGUUUGUUGUUUUUAAAAAUAUAUAUUCCAAGUUAACAGUAAGUUAUAUCCCUUUGGUGUGACAGUUAAUAUUUUUUUCCACUUUUUUUUUUAAUUUUGCGGAAAACAGUAAUCGGUAACACAAGACUUUCCGGCGUGCUCAGUCUCAAACGACUCCUCACUGGACACGCAGUGUGUACUAUAUAGGGUGCAUGAAGGUGAUAUGAUAGCCUUAGGAUCAACAGUAGACUAUCUAAGAUCAGAUGUCUUAUUAUAAAACUACUAGCUACUUUGUCAUACAUGUGAGCUCUGUAACAAUAACAGUGAUUACAGAGCCUGAUCUCCACAUCAGCAUGAGUUUAAGGGCCCUGUUGCACCUGCACAGCUGUGUCCGGCUUGUGUCCAGGCAUCAGCUCCAUGAGCUCGCCUCCCUGCGCCAUGUCUCCCUGCUGCCCAAGAAGAAGCGCCUUGGACUCCUGUAUCCCUUCAGUAGUCUGGAGGCGCACCUGUCACGACAAGUAGACAAGACAAAGUUUCAGCUCUUCCAGCCUGACCUGGAAGCCCUCAAUUGUGCAGAGAGACUUUUCACUCCAUCUCCCAAACACCAGAUAGUCAACUCCUCAUCAGCUGUGCGUAUAGACCACAUGCCUGAACUCGCACAGCCAGAGGUGUGUUUCUUAGGCAGGAGCAAUGUUGGCAAGUCCUCUCUCAUCCGGGCCCUGUUCUCUCUCGCACCUGAGGUUGAAGUACGGAUUUCCAAAACACCAGUAAGGACACACACAAAAAAGCUGAAUUUUUUUACGGUGGGGAAAGCGUUCACUUUAGUCGACAUGCCUGGCUAUGGAUACAGAGCCCCAGAAGACUUUGUGGAUAUGGUCGAGCCUUACCUUCAAGCACGAGAAAAUCUUAUGAGGACGUUCUUGCUGGUGGAUGGAGGUGUAGGACUACAGAAGUUUGAUUUAGUUGCAGUUGAGAUGUGUGAAGAGUUUGGCAUUCCGUACGUGCUGGUGGUGACUAAGAUAGACAAAACUCGUCAGGGGGACUCUGCUUCCCUCCUCCUGCAGCUCCAUGAGUUUAUCAAGGAUAAAACAAACACAUGUUUCCCCCAGCCCUUUCUUGUGAGCUCUGUGCACUACUCGGGCAUCCACCUCUUCAGGUGCUUCAUAGCACAUGUGACAGGAAACCUCCAGCUGAGCUCCAAACCCACCUGAGAACCAUAUAAAAGGAUAAAGCACACAAUGAUGAGACUGAUCUAUGGUGAUGUGAUUCAGACAUGCCAACAUCUACAGUGGUGCUUGAAAGUUUGUGAACCCUUUAGAAUUUUCUAUAUU